Messenger RNA from Cladophialophora yegresii CBS 114405, 768 nucleotides. RefSeq lists its product as uncharacterized. Bases 1 to 768 code for a protein of 255 amino acids. Gene Ontology annotation, molecular function: protein binding. Lineage: Eukaryota; Fungi; Ascomycota; Eurotiomycetes; Chaetothyriales; Herpotrichiellaceae. The transcript has a single exon. The record is from RefSeq and is a predicted model, not a curated record.
AUGCAGGUUGCUACGGACUAUCGGUUCCUGCAACAAGUUCUAUCCUCACUUUCUCCUGCGUGGUUUGAAAAACACAACGACGAGCCUUCAACACCUGCUUCAUCCGGAGACCUCGACAACAGUGGUGGAAAUGUACAGAACCACGCCCGAAUAACCCUCACCUCCCUACCACCAGAGCUCCACCACAUGAUCGCAUCCCAUCUGACUUACCCGGACCUCUUGUCGCUGAAGCUCACGGACAAAUACUUCUCCCACCUGGUCACUCCCAAGCUCCACGUCAGGACGCGCGUCCGCUGGGUCCAGAGCCGACACGCACAAUGUCUCCCCGUGCCUAUGAGCACGAAGCUGUCCUUCAUAUCGGACGCCAUGUUCGUCGCGAACGACGAAGUCAAGACAAUCCUUAGGCGCAGAAGGCAGCACUUGGAGUGCCUAGACUACGACUGGGACGGGGAUGGGCAUGGGCAGACGGCGUUCAAGAACCCCGUCAUAGCCUUAGAGGUGGACGGCAGCGGGGCCAUGCAGCACGUCCAAGUCAGGAGGCGGAUCCGCCCUUCGUGGAGCAAAGCCUGCCUGGUCACUGGGGCAGAGGUUUGUCCUCGGGUGAGGGAGAUGGAACUGGCAAAGAAGCGGUAUGACCGCAGUUUUAUGGGGAAGGUGUGCUCGAAUGGGCGAAAACUCGCGUGGUGUGCAAGAGUAGCUUGGUGGUGGUUGGAAGGAUGGUGGCAGACGUACAUUGAAUCUCUGAGACGGCGACGUCGGGAAACUUGA